AAAAAAAAAAAUAUUUCUUUUUAAUUUAAUCUUCAUAUUUAUUUAAUAAUUUCUCCUUUCUUUGUUUUUUUUUAAAAUUCUAUUUUUAAAAAAACAAAAAAAGUCAUGAAUCGAACAAAGGUGACCGUCGCUUGUCAAGCCUGCCAGAAAAAGAAGGUCAAAUGUACGGGUAGCGCACCUUGUACAACGUGCUCAAGAAGUGGCCACAAGUGCAUUUUCUCCAAUAAUGCAAAAAAGCGAGGUCCACGAAACGGUAAUGUGGAGGUCAUUCGAACGUCGGCUCAUAGAUUAAACUGUGUAUUACAGAAACAUCCUGACUUACGCGACCAGAUAAGUCAGAUGUUAGAAAGUAAUGGGAAUAAUGAGAAUAAUAGUAAACAUUCUCGUCAAUCCGGAAAAAGUGGAUUAUAUGCUUAUUUGGUACCCAAAAAACCUGAUAUUCCCAUUAAACCGCAACGUUGUCAAGAUCAGGAGGAUCAUCAAUCUCCUUUCUUCUGUAAACCUAUGCCAGUCUAUCCCUCAAAUAUGCGAAGGGAUCUACCUUCUAAACGAUCCGAUAUUAAUGGAUACACUCCACUCACGUCACAUAAUAUAAGUGAAGUAGUAGCUUCUGCUACUAAAAACACAUCAAUUAAAGAUCUGACGUUGCCCCCCCCUUAUUCUCAGUCUUCUAUGAGAAAAGGAAUGUCAAUGUCAGUUUAUAGUUCUUCCCUAGGAACUCAAUUACUGCUUCCUGCACCUGAUCUAGGAAUAGGAAUGGAUUUCUUACAAAAAUCCCUAAUUUCCUCAUUAAAAAAAAGUAAAGAUGAGGAUCAUGUAUCAACAGAUGGAUCCUUUAAUGUGAAAGAAGAAAAGGAUUCUGUUACCAUUUCUUUACCUUCUUUACCUUCGCCACCUUCAUAUUUAUCAUCGCCAACCUCCACGUACUGCCCCCCUACGCCAACUUCUUCGAGUUCACCUCCUCUAUCUCCUAGAUCCUAUACCGCAAAAAGAUCUUCGAUUCAUCUUUUGUCCAAACCGGCACCUUGGCAUGAUUAUAUGGAGAUCGAUUAUUAAGAAAAGAAAAGUUCGAUUAUAUGACGAAUUUGUGGAGAUAUGUUAUCCAUCAUGAUAACAUAAAUAUCUAUAGUAGACAAAAUAUGAUUAAAAAAAAAAAAGAAUCGGUUUAAUAUUUUAAUAGUGUCAUUCAUAUUGACAUGACAUAAAAAAUUAAUUUAAGGUAAUUUAAUUUUCACACACGCACAAAAAAUUUUUUAUUAAGUUAAAAAUUUUUUUUUUCUUAA
This is a messenger RNA of Rhizophagus irregularis DAOM 181602=DAOM 197198, 1283 nucleotides long. RefSeq lists its product as uncharacterized. NCBI's taxonomy places the organism in Eukaryota, Fungi, Glomeromycota, Glomeromycetes, Glomerales, Glomeraceae. Gene Ontology annotation, molecular function: DNA-binding transcription factor activity, RNA polymerase II-specific; zinc ion binding. Gene Ontology annotation, biological process: regulation of DNA-templated transcription. The record is from RefSeq and is a predicted model, not a curated record.